AUGACUUCGUACUAUGAGGCGUUCGAGGUCAGGGUGGAGACGGAUGAGCCCAAUGAUGAGGAGCAACUGUCGGAAGGGAGGUGGAAUAGGUCCAACCCUGGCAGUCAAUGGUCGUGGGGGUCUUGGUGGAGUUCAGGUCAAGAUCAACAACGUUGGGAAAAUUGGUCGUGGCAUGGUGACUCGUCGUGGAGGAGCUCUCGAAACUACGAUGGGGGUGAGAACUGGUCAUUUGACUGGUCCUCUGAGCAGGGUAGUGAGAGGUCUGUGGGAGACGGCGGAGCACGAGACCGAGGAGACCGAAGUUCUCAAGGGCAUGGAGGUCGAGAUCAUGGAGCACCGGGACAAGAACGAGGAGCUGGAUCCUGGGACAGCUUGAUGUCCCCGAGGUCACCGCCUGCUGCGGGCUUUGACCGUGAUGGAAACCCACCAAGUGGAGAAGUUUCUUCGGUAGGAGAACGACGAGAACCUCGUGGUCCAGGCGAUCGAGAAGAACGUGGAGGAUCACACAAAGGAAAGGUCAGCAGCUCUUACCCUCCCAUCUUCAGAGCGAAGGUGGGAGAAUCCUACCGGGAUUGGAGGCGGUCCUUGGAGUUUUGGCUUGGAGGAGAGGGUCAUCAGAUUCCAGAAGAAUACAUUGGGCCGAGGAUAAUGGUCCAACUCCGAGACCGAGCUGCCCAGUUGGUGAAGCACUUGAACAACAGCGAUGUGAACAAGGCUGGAGGUAUGCAGAAGAUCUUCGACGUCUUGGAGAAGAGCCCGUUGGUGAAGCAGUUGGACAAGCACAGAGUGGAUCAGCACCGCAAACGACUCAUGUCUUUGAGCCGUUUUGCGGGUGAGUCCUUGGAGAGCUACAUCACCAGAGGAAACAUCUACAGGACGCAAUUGCUGGGCUUGGACUCGACGCUUGAGAUGGGGGAGCGUUUCUACGUGGGGCAUCUUUUGGAUCAUGCACGUUUGACUCGACGAGACAAAGUGCUCGUGAGAACACGAGCGGGUGAAGAGACGGAGGAGUCCAUCACCAACGCUAUGAUCGAGUUAGCGGCAGAACUGGAGGGUGAAAGUGGCUUCCCAAUAGGUGCAUCGGAGCCGAACACGGCAGGUGCAAAUGGAGAGGAGUGGCUUCUUCAACGUCCUGGCGGAGCGCAACAAGCCGUUGGAGGUCGACGAGGCGGACGAGCAGCAUUGGCCGCGGAGAAUGUCGAGGACGAGACAGAGGAGACUGAGUUUGAGGACGAGCCGGACGAGGUGGGUGCAGAGUCCAUUGAUGGAGACUAUCCACCGGAGCUGCGAGAUGCGGAGAAGGAGGCCUACGCCAUGCACUACAAGGCGAAGCAGCGAAUGGCAGAGGUGAAGAAGCUGAGACAAUUCUACCGCAAGGGCGACCAGGUGGAGGAACGGAAGAAGGCCCUCGCAGAGAAGAUCCGGAAUACGGCAUGCCACAACUGCGGAGAAAUAGGGCAUUGGAGCCGAGAAUGCCCCAAACCGAAGCAGCAGCAGGUCCUCAUGGCAUCCCGCUCCAAGAAGAAGGGCAAUAGCGUUUCCUCGAGUGCUAUGAGCAGCAUUCCGGAGGAGCUUCCAGGGGAUCACGAAUGGGAUCUGCUGGUUUCCUUGUGUUCUGGCUACCAGAAGGGUAGCUCAACUGAAGACAAUGCCCGCCGUGCAUACAUGACGCUGCCGUGUACGCUGGAGAUGGGACGGGAUGGAGAUGAGUAUGAUGUGUUGUGGUGCAUGAAGGAGUUAGAGAAUGCAGUUAUUUUGGACAUAGGGUGUCUCAAGUCGGUCACGGGAACUCAAUGGGCGAAUCAGUUGAUUACCAAAUGGAAGAAGGAAAAGAGAUGGUUGAAGGUUUUUCCUGAAGAAGAAGUUUUUCGUUUUGGGAGUGGCGACACCUUGAAGAGUAAGUACAUGAUUCAGUUCCAGGCCACGUUUGCAGGAAGACCAGUGGUUCUUUGUUUUUCAGUGGUGAAGGGGGAAUGUCCACCGUUGUUGUCACGGCAUGCAUGCACACAGCUGGGGGUGAAUUUUGACUGUGAACAUCAUACAUUGUCUUCAAGAGCCUUGGGAGUGAAGAACUAUGGGUUGAGACAGACUACUAGUGGACACUACGUCAUGGACAUUGCUGAGACAGAUAACCAACCGUUGGAAGAAGUUCCUGAAGAUUUUAGGAUGGAGUUAGGCGUUGAGGCGAUGAAGUUGUUCACAACCACGGCGGCAUGUGCAGCGAAACCUUGUGUGUUACCAGAGAACCUUGGCUCAAGGAGCCCUACAAUUCGAAAAGGCGCCACUGCCCAUGUCCGCCGCGGGCAGCCAGCGGCAUUGCCGAGUAUGCGGCGAUCCAGAUCAUCGCACUCGGGAGUGUCCGACGAUUCAGUCAGACGAGGACAUCCCCGACCACGUCGCCAGAGCCCUAUCCAUGGAUGCCGAGAGCGAGAUGAGCGGCUUCCGCAAGGGCCAACGGGGGAGCGAUGUCUCGAUGCUAGAAGCUCUUCAGAAUACACAGACUCCCAAGCGCGCACCUCGGUCCAGGAAGAAGAUGGAGAGUCCGAACAGCGCGUGGGAGGAAGUGACGCCCUAUCAAGCCCAGGUGAUGAGCCACCGCAUCGAUACGCCACCGGCGACGGCAUCAGCGAUCGACCUCACCGAGGCGGAGAUGAAGAGGAUCGUCAAGAGUCGGGAGAAGAGGAACGUGACCCGGCAGAAGAAGGAGGAGACGAUGGCUCUGUCAGGCCUCAAGGCCGACUACCCUUCCCUUUCUCAUGCCUACAGUCUGGAGGUUCCCUUCAACAUAGUGGAGUGCCUGAGGUCGAGGAUGAUCACUUUCAUGUGGAAGAAGCUCUUUUGGCAGGCACGAGUCAAACAAGCGGUGGAGAUGUCAAUGCCGGGGGCCAGGUGGAAGAAGAAUCGACGGUGGCUGGCGGGUUUGCUGGGAAAGGAGAUCGGAAGCCUGUAUGGGCACUACGGGGCAAUGCGGCAGAGGCUGAGCUCUCCAGUGGGAGUGGAUCUGAUGUGAGACAACGCUGCACGGAGAUUGCGGAGAACGAGAUCAUGGCCGAGGAGGACGUGGUGACCAUCGACAACAUGCUGAAGGAGCACGGGGAGGCGAUCACGGACAUCUACUACGACCAGGAGGAGAACAACGUGAUCUACCAGGAGGACUUGCAGCGUUUCUAUCAGAGGCGUGCAGAGGAGCGAGAGGGCCACAUGACGAGGCCGGCAAGAGGACUCACUCAGAAGUUCAAGAAAGGCAUCAAGGAUGCCCUGGCUGUGAUGGAUAAGGUGAAGGAUGUAGCAAAAUGGACCAGCCGGAGGAUGGUCCUGGAGAUCUUCGCAGGAACAGCCAUGGUUACACAGGUGGCCGAAGAAAGCACACCUUGGGGAGCUUAUCAACCGAUUGACAUCAUCAUGGGCGAGGAAUGGGAUUUGUCGGUGGCAGCAAAUCGCAAACACGUGGUCAAUUUGGUGAGCUCCCUCAAGCCAGCGCUUGUGGUCAUCACUCCUCCGUGUGGACCUUGGUGCGCCUGGCAGCGACUAUGUCAGGACUUUGACGCCUUGGAUGAACUUCGGCGCAAGCAUUUGCCCUAUUGGCGCCUCACCCGAGACAUUUGGGAUUGCCAGACUCGAGAAGGACCCAGAGUCCCACAAGCUGUACAGAAAGACGACGCUUUGGAUGUCAAUGACGAGACCUUCGCCAAAGCCUUGGCCGAUGUGGCGCGUUGCAAUCAUGCACCGGAGAAGCACGAGCAGAUCAAAGGUCAGGUCAAGGUCGAAGGGAAAUGGCGGAAGCGCUCAGAAAUGGCAUCGGCUUGGACGGCAAAGCUGGCCAACCACGUGCUCAAGUCAGCGGAGGCGGCCAUCUACAAGGAGGAGACGGAAGAUGAGGACGUGCUCGUGAGUUUGCCGGUUGAUUCCCCGACGACACCGACCACGAGGGCAAUUGAGGAAGAGACAUCUGAUUGGGAAGACAUGGACCCGAAGUAUCGACGUUGGACGUUUCCAGUCGAAGCAGAAGGAGCAGUCCUGACCCCCGAGGAGGUGAUGAAGCGCCAGAUGAGACAGUUUGGAGCUACGGGAGAAGAAUAUGACUACAUCACUUUCGAGGGUCAGGCCAAAUUGCUUGUGAGAAGGGUGAGACGGGUGUUGGCGCAUCUACAUGUGACGUUGGGUCACAUCUCCAACGACAGGCUGCACCGCAUGCCCAGCUUGGCAGGGGCGAGUGGAGAUCUACUUGCAGGAGCACGCCGACUUCGCUGUCAAGUAUGCUGCAUGGUUAGGCCACCCACGAGCAAACCACAGGUGUCCUACCUCAAGCCGACCAACUUCAACCAGCAAGUGAGCGGCGACGUCUUCUUCGUUUGGGACAUCAACAACGUGAAGUAUGCGGUGGUACACUACAUUGACGAGCUCACGGACUAUCAUGUGGGAGCAGUUGGAUUGGAUCCUACUUCGGAUUGGGCGGCGGAGGCCUUGUGUAGAUGCUGGUACGAUGUAUUUGGCCCUCCUGAUGUGCUCAUUACGGAUGGUGGAUCAGAGUUCAAGGGUGCGGUGGAUCGAUUGAACGACCUGUUCGCAGUGCAGCACGACCUCAUCCCGGACCAGGCUAAGUGGCGAUUGGGUCAUGCAGAACGUCAUGGAGCUAUCGUGAAGAUUAUGCUCAUGAAGGUCAUCAUGGAGUUGCGCAUCGGGAACAUGGAAGACAUGAAGACCGCACUUACAUCCUGUAUGGCCGCCAAGAACAGGUUGACCAACAGUGCUGGAGUGGCGCCGAUUCAAGCGGUGACUGGGCGCAACACACCAUUGCCGAGCUCUCUCAUGGCGCAGAUCACGAGCGGAAAGGUGAAGUUUAAGGCCAAUGAAGACUUGUCCAAGGAUGAGGCAUUGAGGCGAGGCGAGAGGAUCCGAUCCGGCGCGAUCGAGGCCUAUCACUGGUUGGAUGCUCACGAAGGACUUCGAAGGGCUUUGGCAGCGAGGUCGAGACCGCCGAUGCUGGAGUUGAUCCGGGAAGGAGCGGUGGUCUAUGUGUACGACCCUCCAGUGAGCAGAAAAGGUCUGGCACGGCGAAUCCAGGACAACAUCUCCUGGGCAGGACCAGCUGUGGUGGUCUGUGUGGAAAGGGAUCAAGGCACGCCGAAGAAGGUCUGGGUUAGACUCCGGGCCAGAGUGAAAGCGUAUCCAUUGGAGAAGAUCAGACUGGCGACCGCGGAUGAGAUGUUGAGCGCCGAGUACAUUGUGGGGGCCCUCAAGGACGUGGAGCAGGAAAUAUCAGGUGGACGUCUACAAGUGGAAGAUUACAUUCCACCACAAGGUCCAGAAGAAGAUGCAGAAGCAGAAGCAGAAGCAAUGGAGGAUGAAGAGCCGCGUCAAGAACUUUCAGCCCAGGCAGACCGAAAGAGGGAACUGACCCACGACGUGCCUCAGGCUAUGAAGCCGGCGGAGACCGAACCUCACCUCAUGCCCUUUGAGAAGAAGCAGAGAUUGUUUGAGCAGCUGGCGAAGGAUUUGGGUGCGCCAACGGCAUUGGAGGAGGCAGCUGUGCGAGACAGGUUGGAGAAGGCCUAUGGCGAGCUCAAACAAGUGCGAAAAGGGUGGAAGAAAGAAAAGAAGGAGCAAGGGCGUGAGACAGCCAGAGGCGGUGAUGGCAGAGCUACAUCAUCAGCGGCUCCUCGAACUCCAGGAGCUUCUUCUGCCGCUCCCCGAACUCCAGGAGCUUCUACGAAGAGAACACCACCGGGGAAACGGGUGGGAGCAGUAGAACCUACGGAGCCAAUUCCUGUCUAUGGCGCCUGGCUAGAAACAGAGACCCAGGCGCUGGUUUGGGAAGAUGCGGGAGAAGUUGGAAGUGGAGGCUACAUCGACCAGAUCGUGGAGAUGUCGGAGAAGUACGCCGCUGCUGAGGUCCAUGCGGUUCUGGAGUCCAAGAUUGUCACGGGCAAGUUGAGGCUGGAGUAUCAAUGGAAGGAUUUGAAUCAGGAGUGGCGCAAGGCAUAUGAGCAGCCUUUGGUCAAGGCUGUGCAGGUCUACUUUGACCACGAGGCCAUUCAGGGUGUUCCGAAGGAUGCAGUGAUCGAGCCCCGCAAAAUCUUGAGCUCCCGCUUUGUCUUGACCAACAAGGGAGGAGAAGAUCUUCAGUCGGCAGAACUGAAGGCUCGAUGGAUUCUGGGUGGCCACAAGGAUAGCGAGGUUGGAAAAUAUCCAACGAUGGCGCCAACAGCCAGCCUUUUGGGACACAACAUCCUGAACAUGGUGGCCACUCAGAUGAGAUGGAUUGUGGAGUAUGAGGAUGUGUCGGCAGCAUUCUUGCAAGGGAAACCACUUCCGGAGGAUCGGGAGGUCUAUGUGAAGCUGCCGGCAGGAUAUCCAGAGUGCGUCACCGACCACAUCUUCAAGAUUGUCGGCGAGCCCUAUCGAGCAGACCUUCUACGUCUACGGAAGGGAGGUUUUGGCCUAUGUGAGAGUCCACGGCUUUGGUAUCUGGAAUAUAAGGCGACCUUGGAGGAGUUGACCCUGAAGGAGCUCAAGCUGAUACCAGGAAUGUUCGUGGCUUUCCACCCAUCAGGAGCACUGCGAGCCAUUGUCACCAUACAUGUGGACGAUACCAGGUAUGCUGGUGACAGCACAGCAAAGGAGCUGUGGGAUCAGCUGCAUCAGAAGCUUCGUUUUGGACAGCAUCGUCGAGCAGUGGAUGGGUGGCAGAAAUUUUGCGGGCGUUACGAGAAGCAAUGCCCGGAGACUUUUGAGUUCUUUUACACGAUGGCGGACUACGUGACCAACAUCCCGGACAUCACCAAGGAGGAGAUGGAUCCACGACGAGGUCCCUUGUCCGAGAACGAGCGGAAGAAGAUCGGCUCAAUUCUCGGGCAGAUCAAUUGGACAGCCCGACAAGGUCGAUAUGACCUAUCCUAUGGGGUCUCACACAGUCAGCAGCUUGCGGGAAAAGGGCGCCGUGAGGCGAUGGAAUGGGUCCACAAGCUGGUGGUGAGAGCCAAGAAGGAGGUGAUCGUGAAGGUUCCUCGCAUCGAAGGACGAUGGGAGGAUUGGAUCAUCGUUUCAGCCAGCGAUGCGGCCUACGCUGCCCAACCGAAUGGCCAUUCACAAGGAGGAGUAGUUUGUAUGGUGGGCCAUUCUGACAUUUUGUCAGGCAAUGGCGCAGUGGCCGUGCUCGAAGCUCAGAGCAUGAAGAUACAGAGGGUGGUAAGGUGCAGCAUGAGCGCUGAGCUGUCAAUGGCGGCCGAAGCCUUCGAACACGGGGACUUCAUCAGGGCGGUGCUCGCGGAGGUGUUCUAUGACAACUUCGAGCUCCGCCGAUGGAAAUGGUUCGCGAGUCGGUGGAAGCACUAUCUGGUCAUCGACGCCAAGACUGGAUACGAUGUGCUGUCUUCAGAGGCGAUGACCGCCGACAGGAAGAUCAUGAUCGAUGCAGCCGUCCUCCGAGAGGCCCUCACUGAGGAAGGGGCUAGCAACUUCGUGAGAUGGAUCCCGGGAAGAGAGAUGGUGAGUGAUGGACUUACCAAAUGGAAUGACAAUGGCGUGCUGCUGCGAGUGCUGACGAAGGGAGAAUGGAGCUUGGUGGACACGAAGAAGCAAGAGCCCUUCGUCGUGAAGCAGCACUACGGAAGGGCGUACUUCAGCCUUCAGGACAAUUGGUGCCUGAAAACCGAGCAGCUGAAGAUGGGCGGAAAGACAAAUGCCCAUAUUCUCCAGCAUGGCGGUGGAGGACGAUUGCUGGCGCUCCAAAAGGAAGCCAUCUGGGGAGCUGUAUGGGCACAGGUCUGUUUCUUCAACACCGUGCGUAGCGCUCUGGGCGGCGGCAGGAAAGAUGCGAUCCGCGUGCGCGCAGAGAGCGAAACCAAGAAGCCGCUGAUGAGCAAAGCCAAGCCCGCGCCGUCCUCCGCCCCUUCGCCUCAGGCAACAGCUCCGUCGGCACCGGAGAGUCCAGCGGCCAAAGAUCCAGCGCCGGCCCCCGAAGCCAAAAAACUGGAUGCUUUGGAGGAUUUGGAGGCCUCACGUGACAAGAUGUCGCUGGAGCUGAAGGACAUUGCAAAAGGAAUGGGGAUUUUGACUAACGUCACACGCAGCGAUCUGAAGCUCUUUGGUUUGAUCAAAGAGAAGGUCAAUGCCAAGGGCAAAGGUCCGGCAGAGCUGAAGGACUUAGAGCAGCGUUUGGUGCGCGCCGAGUUGGCGUUGAUGUUGGAAGAGCCCAGCCAGGAGAAAGCCAACUUCGAGCUGGUUGUCGCGGCAUCGCAGAAGGUGCAGGAACUUGAAGAGGCCAAAGAGCAGAUUGCGGAACUCGAGUCGUCCUUGGCCGAGUCGCAGGAACGCAACGAGCUCCUGCUGAAUGGCCUCAAGGAGAUUGGUGGCCUUGUUGGUGUGGGCGGCCUGGGGGGCAUCAUGACAUUCUUUAUGAAGGAUGAGGCUGUUGCGGGUGGGCAGAAGUUUACCAGGUCACAGCCAGGCGAUGACCGAGAACGUUUACGCGUCUUCGUAGCCGACCGAGAACCAAAGGUUAGCGUCUGCAGCGAGGCUCUACAGUUGCGCUGGCUGUCGGUGCAGAGAGGUGCAGCUUCGAAGCUUCCGAGCAGCGAGGCCUCCACCAGUGCCAGGACGUGGCCGGCAGCUUCCGUGAUGACCGAGCCGCUCUCUUCGAUAGGUCGUGCAUGCUUACCUGGCUAUGGCACCAGUCGCAAAGCCGUGGAAGCCGGGCACAAGUUGAAACGAGGACCAUCUUCACCUGAAGAACCGGAGAGCGGAGCAGAAGAGCUGACGCGUGCCGGUGACUUCAGUUGGCGCAUGGAGCAACAGAGGCUCCGUAGCGCGGACGGCGCAGCGCGCGUGUCGCACUUGGCGCAGCAGCGGCAGAAGGAGAAGCAGCAGCAGCGGGACGCCGCCAAGGCGCAGGCAGAUGCCACGUGGUUCGGCCGCGCGCCGCGCUUGCCGUUGGGCGUGGCCAAAGCGCAGUGGCCCGAGUUCCACGAUCUCAAUGACCAAGAGUUGAAGCUCAAAGUGGCUCAACGCAUGGUCUUUCCGGACACCCAGACGCAGGAGCAAUGCGCUGGUACCCUGUUGGUGGGCGGUGCCGCUGGCGCCACGUGGAGUUUCUACCCCUCGGGCAGGCUGAGUCUACGUGGUAAGCCUCGACGUGAUGUCAGUGGCUUUGCGGAUGUCUUUCGCCACGGUGUGGGAACACAUCCCUAUCAAAUCUAUGGGCUCUCCGGCAAGUUCCUUCACUUCUUUCUCCCCGAGAAUGACGCGGAGGGGCGACCGGAGUGGCUGGUGGGCAGCCGCUACGAGGUCAUUCGUCCCAUCGAGUUGAUCAAGAAAUCCCCAGGCUCGCGUGGAGAAGUGGUCAAGUUGAGCCCACAAAGUACCGCCCUGGUUCUGGCCGUACGACCGGUCGAGGAUGAGGGGCAGGAGGUGAUCAUGGGUUUUUUGGCCAAGAGCGAGAGCGACGGCAAAGGGGACAGGUCGUGGCCAUGCGGCUGGGCUCAGCUCUGGCGUCCCAACGAGGGACCCAAGCUGAGUCGACGAGCGAAAGGGGCAGGAUGGAGCUUGGGCGGCUGUUAUCGCGUCAAGGGACGGCCCGUCUUGAGACUCUACGCAGAUUUGGACACAGAACCUUUGUGUGAGCUCGAGGAAGGAGAGGAGGUGCUAUUGCUGGACCUCGCGCUGGCAAUGGCGAAAUCUGCCGAGCCGCGACUGAGGGGGAAGGUGCGCACAGAUCGCGGUGUGGUGGGCUGGUUGACCAUCGAGCUUCCGGGCGCCGCAGCGUUGCUUCACAACAUCAACAUGCACUGCAAGGAAGCCGUCCUUAGCAACGUUUCGCCGCUGCCGCUGCCCGUGGCCCUGGACUUCGCCACAGGCAACGCCCAGCAUCGCCGCACCACGCGCCGGGCGCCGGCGAUGCCCAGAGACGGCGCGGGCGCGGUGUAUCCCUGGGACGUAGGCGGCGUCUACCGAACCCUGGAGAAGCUGCAGUUCGAUGAGGGCCCAACGCUGCGCACGCUACGCGCUGGGAAGUUGGUAAAGGUCGAGGCCAUUCGACCUUUCGCUUCAAACACUGGAGUGGAUCAGCAGCAACUACGGCUGAAUUUGAAAGUGGAGUCCGGAACCCUUGCCGGGCGCAGCGGCUGGAUUAGCACCAGCAGUUGCAUUGCGGAGGCAGCUCUGGAUGUGAGGAAUCACUUGGAGUUUCAGCAAGUGACCGAAUCCCCUGCCCCUGCGGAUGAAUGGACUGCCGAUGAGGUUUUCACCGUUCGUUUGCAACGCACCGCACAAGUGACUGCUCUCGGGGUGCAACUCCGGGGCUUGGAGGUGGAUGUUGUUUUGGAAGAGGGAGCCUUGCCAAGAUGGAACAAGGCGGCCUCUCCGGAGCAGCGCGUGCAAAAGGGCGACCGCGUCCUGGCGGUGAAUGGCCUGCGCGACAGCACGGAGUCCAUGAUUUCAGAAAUGAAGGAGAAGGAGAUUCUGUACGUGCGACUACUGCGACGUGACGCAGGACUUCGGCGUGAUUUGUCUUUACGGCACCCUUCCAAGGCCGAAGUCCUCAAGCCCACGGAGCCCUCUGAGGAGCAGUGGAAGUCGGAACGCCCAGCGCUUGCGGCACCGGCGCAGCUCAUCGUGUCCAAGGCCUCGAAGGAAAGUACAAAGAUACACCUUGCGGAGGAUGCUGAACCGGAGUGGAAACUCUUUCACGAAGGGGCGGCACCAGAGGAGGCUGGGCACGGGCACUGCUGCAGAGACCAAUGUCGCUGUCGAGCUCCUUGCAAAGAGCAUUGCAACGAGGAGCUCGUCUUGUCAUGGCUCAGUUGCGGGGUGAAGCGCGGUGUCAGCGUUUCCAGAGGAUUGCUGGAGCCUGCUCCAGAGCCUCCAAAUGGUUGA
Cladocopium goreaui is the source of this 10872-nucleotide messenger RNA. Lineage: Eukaryota; Dinophyceae; Suessiales; Symbiodiniaceae. The record is from the annotation of a GenBank genome assembly.